Molecule: messenger RNA, 1128 nt
Organism: Lobosporangium transversale
Lineage: Eukaryota; Fungi; Mortierellomycota; Mortierellomycetes; Mortierellales; Mortierellaceae
Product: P-loop containing nucleoside triphosphate hydrolase protein
Exons: 5
Coding region: 54-1079 (341 amino acids)
Biological process (GO): mitochondrial respiratory chain complex I assembly; iron-sulfur cluster assembly
Cellular component (GO): mitochondrion
Molecular function (GO): ATP-dependent FeS chaperone activity; ATP binding; 4 iron, 4 sulfur cluster binding
Source: RefSeq, a predicted model, not a curated record
UUUCAAUUUUCCCAAACAGAUCAAUUUUUCUGCUACAUUUCAAACACUGGAGAAUGGUGUCGACAGUUGCAUUUAGAGGGACAGUUGCUGCAGGAUUGUGGGCCAGAACGAUUUUCUGGACAACAAAUGUUCGGAAUGGGACAUGUAGGACCAUCACUACAUCACGAUCUACUUUUCAUGAGAACCCUCUUGGAAUCCCACGGAAGCCAUUACCUCAAGUCCCUGGACGCGGGCCAGGUGCGGGUCCUGCUCCUACCAUUCCAAGAAUGCAGCGUGGAUUACCCCAAAAGAUGCCAAUCAAGGGCGUAAAGCAUAUCAUUGCGGUAGCCUCUGGAAAGGGUGGUGUUGGCAAGUCUACCACUUCAGUAAACUUGGCAUUAGCUAUUGCAGGAAUGAACAAGCGUGUUGGGCUCUUGGAUGCAGAUAUCUUUGGGCCUUCAAUUCCUCGCCUCAUGAACCUUAGCGGCGAACCAGAACUGACAGGAACAGAGGAUCGUCUUGUACCUCUGACGAACUUUGGAGUGAAGUGCAUGUCCAUGGGUUUUCUGGUUGGAGAAGAGGCGCCCGUUGUAUGGCGAGGACUGAUGGUCAUGAAGGCUUUGCAACAACUUUUGCACCAGGUCGAGUGGGGUGAACUUGACUUGCUUGUCAUUGACAUGCCUCCGGGCACCGGGGAUACACAAUUGACCAUCUCGCAACAGAUCCCACUUUCUGGAGUAGUAAUUGUCUCGACUCCCCAGGAUAUCGCAUUGAUCGAUGCCCGUAAGGGAGUCAAUAUGUUCAAGAAAGUUAAUGUUCCGAUCUUGGGUGUUGUACAAAAUAUGUCGCUCCACGUGUGUCCUAAUUGCAACCACGAGUCGCAUAUCUUUGGAGAUGGAGGUGCAGAAAGAACAGCAAAGGAAAUGAACCUUGACUUUUUAGGCGAUGUUGCACUUCACUCGGAGAUCUGUCAAUUAUCGGACAAAGGUCAACCCGUCGUUGUGUCCAGACCAAACAGUAAACACACAGAAUACUACAAAGCCAUUGCAUUCAAGGUUGUCGCUAAGCUUUGGCCAUCAGAUACGAUCCAAUCUACAUAGCUAAAACUAAUAAUAUAGUAUGGUAUAAUGGCAUUAAAAAAAAGAAAAG